AUGACGUCUGCUAUUUCUCCUUUGAGAAACAGCGUGGUUGAGCUUCCAUGGAAAGCACUUAUUGCUGCUGCUCAACCGUAUCAGACACUCUCAGGGCCUGCACUCUCUGUGAAUUUUCUCCAACAGCCAAAUCUCUUGCCAUUCCAGCGCCUACCUUUUCACCACAGUGGUGUCUAUGGUCGCUACUUUCAUUCACUUUUACACAGUCUUGCAGAGUUUGCGACAACGCCGAGGCCAGUGCGGAAUAGCCAUGUAAAGAUGUUACACGCACCAAAGGAAGACUUUUGGAAAUCAGUGGGAGUUCUUAAUAGUGUGUACCACACAACAUACACUCCAUUCGUUCACCAACACCCGGUAAUGGGAGCUGUAGAGUUGACAUCACCAUCGCACCGAAGAAAGAAGGAUGUGCGUUUAUCACUUUACAACAGCACUCACCAACCCAUCGCCACCAUGAUUGCCACAGGCUCGUCAAGCGACGUAUACGUUGAAGAAGAAGAGAAAAACAUCGAAGUUCCUCUACCUCAUUGUGACCUGGAUGAAACAGUACCGGCUGCUGAAGUUGUUUCUAGUAUAAAAAGACUGAUGGAUGGGUCUAUUAUGCAGCAGAUUUUAUUCAAGAACAAAGUCGAUCAAGGUGUAGGUGGAGAUGUGGUUCCGCCAUGGCGGAUUGAUGGUUGUGUUGCCGAAUUUUGCCAAAUGUUGGCGUUAAAUGAAUUCUUGGCGCCACAUGUUUCCAGUAAAGAUUCUCAUAUGUGGACAAUCGCUGCUCAGCAAACAGUGUCUUACGGUGAGCUUUUCCUAGAUGAACCUGUCGAUCUCGUUAGCGCUUCUCCACGCGUCUUCGCGCAGUACCGCAUGCCACCUUGGCGUCACCGCAUCGGUCUGCCACUGUUUAGCAUUGACGUACAACCUCUGUGUGUGGCUCUGCGUCUGGAGGUGCGGCAGCAUGGGACAACCAAAAUAACAGGAACGUACUUUCUUGUGGAUGUUGCAGCACAUUUGUAG
Molecule: messenger RNA, 1005 nt
Organism: Trypanosoma theileri
Lineage: Eukaryota; Euglenozoa; Kinetoplastea; Trypanosomatida; Trypanosomatidae
Exons: 1
Coding region: 1-1005 (334 amino acids)
Source: RefSeq, a predicted model, not a curated record